This is a messenger RNA of Esox lucius (northern pike), 2291 nucleotides long. It is a transcript of the gene hck, whose product is annotated as HCK proto-oncogene, Src family tyrosine kinase. Bases 340 to 1854 code for a protein of 504 amino acids. The transcript has 13 exons. Gene Ontology annotation, cellular component: extrinsic component of cytoplasmic side of plasma membrane. Gene Ontology annotation, biological process: cell surface receptor protein tyrosine kinase signaling pathway; cell differentiation; protein phosphorylation. Gene Ontology annotation, molecular function: non-membrane spanning protein tyrosine kinase activity; ATP binding; signaling receptor binding. Lineage: Eukaryota; Metazoa; Chordata; Actinopteri; Esociformes; Esocidae. The record is from RefSeq and is a predicted model, not a curated record.
UUAACAUUAGCCUUAGUAUGACAAAGAUUUCGAAUAUGUUUGCUACCGAAAGUCGCGUUAAUGAUAUUAUCCAACCCUCAAAGAUAGCAGUGUCACGAGUGAUAAAACGGGCCGAGAGAUGUUAAGUUCCUAGUACAUAUUUUGCGAGGCACUAGCUUACUUCCUUGUAUACAACUAGAACGCACUUUUCACCUUUGUUGCAACCAUAAGAUCAGCAUGGAAGAGCCGACAUAAAAGAAAAAGGAGCGUUUUCGGAAGAAAAAUAUAUUUAGGAUACAAUAGCCAUAUAACGGAAAAUACCUGGAUUAUACAGUUGUUUUUGAACGAGGUUCUUUCACCAUGGGCUGUGUGGGGUCCAAGGAGCAGCAGGAUCCCAUCAGCAAAGCAGUGGUCAAUGAUGACUUUCAGAACCGGACUCAGAACUCUGCACAUUACGUCAAAGAUCCCACCACUGGAAACAAGGCAAAUAAAACCAUCUCCACUGACCCUUCUGUUGCCUCUGAUGGUUCUGAAACGAUUGCCAUUGCACUCUACGAUUAUGAGGGUAUAAAUGAAGGAGACCUGGGCUUCAAGAAGGGAGACAAGCUAAAAAUCUUACAAGAGUCUGGAGAAUGGUGGAGAGCAAAACAUGCUGUCACAGGCCAGGAAGGCUACAUCCCUAGUAACUAUGUAGCCAUUGACAGCCUUGAAACCGAAGAGUGGUUCUUUAAAGGAGUGAGCAGAAAAGAUGCAGAAAGGCAGCUUCUGGCAUCUGGAAACAAAUUAGGAUCGUACAUGAUUCGUGACAGUGAGACGACCAAGGGCAGCUACUCCUUAUCCGUGAGGGACGGUGAUUCCCAAUCAGGAGACACUGUCAAGCAUUACAAGAUUCGUACACUGGACAACGGUGGCUUCUACAUCUCCCCACGUAUCACUUUCACCACCUUGCAGGAACUGGUCAGCCACUAUAAGAAGCAGGGAGAUGGUCUGUGCCAGGCCUUGACCAGUCCUUGCAUCAGUCCCAAGCCCCAGAAGCCUUGGGAGAAGGAUGCCUGGGAAAUCCCCCGGGAGUCCCUGAAACUGGACAGGAGGCUCGGAGCUGGACAAUUCGGAGAGGUCUGGAUGGCUACCUAUAACAAGCACACUAAGGUGGCUGUGAAGACCAUGAAGCCUGGCACCAUGUCUGUAGAGGCCUUCUUGGCUGAGGCUAACCUGAUGAAGGCUCUGCAGCACGACAAGCUGGUCCGUCUGAACGCUGUGGUUACCAAAGAAGAACCUAUUUACAUAAUCACAGAGUACAUGGAAAAGGGCAGUUUGCUGGACUUCUUGAAGAGUGAUGAGGGGAACCGUGUCCAGCUCCCCAAACUCAUUGAUUUCUCUGCACAGAUUGCAGAAGGAAUGGCCUUCAUUGAGCAGAGGAACUAUAUUCACCGAGAUCUACGAGCUGCAAACAUCCUGGUCUCAAAGGCUCUGGUGUGCAAGAUCGCUGAUUUUGGCCUUGCCCGAAUCAUCGAGGACAAUGAGUACACAGCUAGGGAAGGAGCCAAGUUCCCGAUCAAGUGGACAGCACCGGAGGCAAUCAACUAUGGCUCCUUCACCAUCAAAUCAGAUGUUUGGUCUUUUGGCAUUCUACUGACCGAGAUCAUCAGUUAUGGACGUACACCAUAUCCAGGUAUGACGAACCCAGAAGUGAUCCGCUCCCUGGAGAGAGGCUACCGCAUGCAGCGUACAGAUAGUUGUCCGCAGGAGCUCUAUGACAUCAUGUUGGAAUGCUGGAAGAACAAGCCUGAGGAUAGGCCCACCUUCGAGUACCUGCAGAGUGUCCUGGAAGAUUUCUACACUGCAACAGAGAGCCAGUACCAGCAACAGCCAUGAGCCAGAAAGCGUCAUGUUGUAUACCCUGCCUAACCUCUUAUAGUUUUAUGCACUUGAGCAAGCAUAGAGUACAGGCAAACCUAGAAAAACAUUUAGAUGGUUCCUUAUGCAAUUCAAUUACCGUGAAUGAGGACCAAAGAAAAUCUUUGAAAUGCGUGGCCCUAUUUCAGGAUUGUUGAUUUAUUUAUAUUUUAUUCACAUGUUGUGUGACUUUACCAUCCCUUCCUCUUUAUGGUUAACUCUGCCAGUUUGUUGUGUGAUCAAUCUCUUUGCAUUUGCACUGAAAAUGUACAAACAAUGAGUUGCCAGAUAUUAAUUUUUAAAUAUGCUAUUUAUAUACCCAGCCAGGUCAUGUACAGCUCAAAAAUUAAGAGACCACUGCACCUUUUUCUUUCCUUUCCAAAAAAGUUGAGUCUCUUAAUUAGUCUCUUAAUUUC